Nelumbo nucifera (sacred lotus) is the source of this 2033-nucleotide messenger RNA. Its product is annotated as aspartyl protease AED3. NCBI's taxonomy places the organism in Eukaryota, Viridiplantae, Streptophyta, Magnoliopsida, Proteales, Nelumbonaceae. Gene Ontology annotation, molecular function: aspartic-type endopeptidase activity. The record is from RefSeq and is a predicted model, not a curated record. Gene Ontology annotation, biological process: proteolysis.
UUGCAUGGGCCUCUCUCCCUUAGAGAGUUGAGAUCCCAAUCCAAUACUCUAAACUUCAAACUCGGGCCGUGGGCUGUGGCCCAGUCACACCUCCGAGUCAUGGCAUUAUCCAUUUCUACCGCGUUCGUCUUCUUCUCCCUCUUCGUCUUAACAACAGUCAACGCCGCUUUCGACACCUGUUCUUCUUCCUCUUCCCCGUCGGCCGACUCGGAGCUUUCUGUUUUCCACAUCUACGGCAAGUGCUCGCCUUUCUCCUCACCCAAGCGCGAGUCAUGGAUCGACACGGUCAUCAACAUGGCUUCCAAGGACCCGGAGCGCGUCGCCUACCUGUCCAGUCUGGUGGCGCAGAGGGCGACAUCGGUUCCCGUUGCUUCGGGCCAGCAAAUGUUCAACAUUGGAAACUACGUCGUCCGAGCCAAGAUCGGCACCCCGGGUCAGCUCAUGUUCAUGGUCAUGGACACCAGCAAUGAUGCCGCAUGGGUCCCAUGUUCCGGCUGCACCGGCUGCUCCUCCUCCACCGUCUUCACUCCCAACACAUCUUCCACGUAUGGAUCCAUGGACUGCAAGCUGCCGCAAUGUGCUCAGGUCCGAGGCCUCUCUUGUCCGACCGCCGUUGCCAGCCCAUGCCUCUUUAACCAGUCCUACGGCGGGGACUCCUCCUUCUCGGCUACUCUCUCGCAAGACUCGGUUAGGUUAGCGCUCGACGUUUUGCCCAAUUACGCAUUCGGAUGCAUCAACGCCGUCUCCGGCGGGUCAGUCCCACCUCAAGGGUUACUUGGCCUGGGGCGUGGGUCAAUGUCUUUGCUCUCGCAAGCCGGCUCACUGUACUCGGGCGUCUUCUCCUACUGUUUACCGAGUUUCAAGUCUUACUAUUUCACCGGUUCGUUGAAACUCGGACCAGUGGGUCAGCCCAGGAGCAUCAGGACCACGCCUCUCCUACGUAACCCGCACAGGCCGUCUCUAUACUAUGUCAACCUCACCGGUAUCAGCGUGGGUAGGGUUCUGGUCCCGGUGGCACCGGAACUACUAGCGUUCGAUCCAAACACCGGGGCUGGAACCGUAAUCGACUCGGGUACGGUCAUAACUCGGUUCGUUCAGCCCGUCUAUACAGCAGUUCGGGAUGAGUUCCGUAAACAAAUAAACGCGCCCAUAUCCUCGUUGGGAGCUUUCGAUACUUGUUUUACGACGACAUACGUAGCUCAAACGCCGGCCGUGACGUUCCAUUUCACGGAGAUGGACUUGACACUGCCGACGGAGAACACAUUAAUACACAGCAGCGUCGGGUCGCUGGCGUGUCUGGCCAUGGCAGCAGCACCCAGCAAUGUGAACUCAGUGUUGAACGUCAUAGCAAACCUGCAGCAACAGAACCUUAGAAUCCUGUUCGAUAUCCCCAAUUCUCGGUUGGGAAUUGCUCGUGAGCUCUGUAACUAGUCUUCUCUUCUGUUUCUUUUUCUUCGUUUCAAGGGGUUGUGCUUGUUUAGUUUUUAUCUUUUCUAUCUUAUUUCUGGUAUCUCCUAUGAGGAUUGAGGAAAGAGAUAUUUCCAUUUUGGUUAAAAAAAAUUAAAAGUAUAUAUAUAAUAUACAGGGGUGGUGUCAAAGUGGAAUCAUAAACUUGGUAGCAUAAGGGGUUUUAUUAAUGGAUGGGUUUUGAUUGGUCAAAAUUCUUUUCAUACCAUAUCUUUCUCCCAUCACGGAUUUAUCCGUAGGUAAAUGAGUAAAUGCAUACCUUUAGAUGAGCUGACUACGUUGACUGGCUCACAAAACGUGUCUGAGAUAUUGGACACUUGUUUCACGAUGCCUCGAACACAUCUGAUGUACAUGGUUCUUUUCUAGGCCCCAUUCUAGUUUUUUCCCUUUUCUUUAAAGCCACACAGCCACAACAUUGCUACGUGGUGUUUCUGUGGCUGCCAUUUGUUCUUCUCACCCUAAUGCUCUCUCUGCCAAGCUGUCAUGUCUGAUAGAGAGACUAGGAGGGUGUUUUGAAAUGUGGGUGUUUAUUCAAUAAACUCUGUUAUAUAUGUGUCACUUCAGCA